Durotheca rogersii is the source of this 1577-nucleotide messenger RNA. Its product is annotated as S-adenosyl-L-methionine-dependent methyltransferase. The record is from RefSeq and is a predicted model, not a curated record. Lineage: Eukaryota; Fungi; Ascomycota; Sordariomycetes; Xylariales; Xylariaceae. The coding region runs from base 80 to 1267 and encodes 395 amino acids. Gene Ontology annotation, molecular function: methyltransferase activity. The transcript has 10 exons.
UCUAUCGCGAGGGCGUUCUCAUCCCAGAUUCGACUCGCGCGCCUCUUCGGUCGCAUGUCUCAAUUCGCGUCCGCCGAAGAUGACGGACCAGCCAACACCGACGAGCGCCCCACUGCCACAACGAUUGCAACCGGAACCGCAGCCAGAACUGCCGCAGCCAGAACCGCGACCUGCGCCGCAACCCACACCGCAGCCAGACGCGGUGGCUGCCCAGUACCCUUCCCCCCUAAUCCCGGCCCUCCAGGAUGAGGACGAUGUGCGGACGGGGCUGCACUUAAGCCCGAUGAGCAUGAAUUUCGACGACGCCUUCGACGACGUAGACUCCGCCCUGGGAGACGAUGCCGCUAGCAUCGCCCACUCCGUCACCGCGAGCAUCCUGGAGUACCGCACCAUCAUGGGCCGGACGUACCACAGCGAGAGGCACGAUUCCAAGUACUUCACGCCGAAUGACGAGCAGCAGAUGAGGUCCCAGGAUCUAACGCACCACUACUUAACGCUUCUAUUGGAUAACAAGCUCUUCCUCGCGCCUGUGGGGGAGGACAUGAAGAGAGUGCUGGAUGUCGGAACUGGGACCGGAAUAUGGGCCAUCGACAUGGGAGACCGGUACCCGGGGGCCGAGGUGACGGGGACGGACCUAUCGCCGACGCAGCCGCCGUGGGUGCCGCCAAACGUGCGGUUCCGGAUCGACGACUGCACUCAGGACUGGUCCCUGCCUGCCGACGCCUAUGACCUCGUCCACCUGCGCUACCUCUUCGGCGCUGUCGCCGAUUGGCGCCACCUCCUCCGCAACGCCUUCCGCUGCUGCCACCCGGGCUCCGGCUGGGCCCAGUCCGUCGAAUGCGACGUCAUUAUCUGCUCUGAUGACGCGUCCGUCCCUGAAGGCGGCGCCAUUGAGACCUUCUGGAAUCCGCUCUGGCGCGAGAUGACGAAAAAUUUGGGCAUUAGUUUCCAGGUCCUCGAGGAGAGACUCCAGAUUGAAGCUUUCGAGGAGGCCGGAUUUGUAGAUAUCACGGAGGUCAACUUCAAGCUUCCCGUCGGCGGGUGGCCUCGAGAUCCGAAACUAGCGGAAGUGGGAGAGUUUGUGCUAUUAACCAUGAUAAAUGAUCUAGAAGGCUAUACUCUCUUACCCUGGAACAUUAUCCACGGCGAGAAUACGCCGGGCUACAGGGAGAUCCUAUACCGCUUACGUAGAGAGCUGAGAUCUAAAUCGAUGCACGGGUACAUGAAGGUCCGGUAUAUGUACGGUCGGAAGCCGGAACACGCUUAGGUUGGAUAUCUGCUUCGUUUCGACGUGUCGAACAUACUCAUAUCCCGAGCUGUUCGGGGUGUUCGGGACGCCGCGUGUGUCGAACAUACUCAUAUCCCGAGCUGUUCGGGGUGUUCGGGACGCCGCGUGCUCCCGUUCUGUUUACAUCACUGACACAGGCAUACUUGGGGUUAUCGGUUUUUAAUUUGUUUUGGGAUAGAACAUAGAGAUACUAUCCCUUCGAUGAAUACCUAGAUACGGCGCAUUCGUUCAUAUUCCUAUUUCCGCGGUUCUUUGCUCUGUUUUUCAAGCAGGCCCGUCAUCAAGCGGC